AUGUCCCGAGUGCCAGCUUCACAAGUCACACCACCCUACCACCCGCAAGCUAAUCCUGUGGAGAGGAGUAACCGCACAUUGAAGACCAUGAUUGCGAUAUUCAUAGGGAAGGAUCAUCGCGACUGGGAUCUUCAUGUUCACGAGUUUCGCCAUGCUUCGAACACUGCGACACAGGUGGUGACAAAAACAUCUCCCUCAUUUUUAAAUUACGGAAGAUAUCCUCGAAUGUUUAAAAGUUUGCGACGGGAGGUAGAACAACGAGAUCAGGUUAAGAGAAUUGCGCCAGAAGAUUGGGUAGACAGGGUAAAGAGGUUGGAUGCGUUGCGAGACUUGGUAGCGAAAUUUAUCGACAAAGAACGUAACGGACAGACCGAGUACUAUAACCGUAAUCGACGUGAGGGGUUGUUUAACGUGGGUGACUUAGUACUCCGUAAAUCACAUAUAUUGUCGACUGAUACACGGAAUUUCGCAACAAAACUCGCACCGAAAUAUGAGGGCCCUUUCCAGAUCAUGGAGAAAUUAUCACCUACGGUUUUUGUCUUACGCGAUAACGAGAGUCGUCGUAUUCCUAAAAUCCAUGCCUCAGACCUUAAACGAUAUCUCCCCCUACGAACUCAGUAA
Messenger RNA from Leptopilina boulardi, 621 nucleotides. RefSeq lists its product as uncharacterized. The coding region runs from base 1 to 621 and encodes 206 amino acids. Lineage: Eukaryota; Metazoa; Arthropoda; Insecta; Hymenoptera; Figitidae. The record is from RefSeq and is a predicted model, not a curated record. The transcript has a single exon. Gene Ontology annotation, molecular function: nucleic acid binding.